Drosophila subpulchrella is the source of this 994-nucleotide messenger RNA. Its product is annotated as DNA-binding protein SMUBP-2. Bases 146 to 631 code for a protein of 161 amino acids. Gene Ontology annotation, molecular function: zinc ion binding. The record is from RefSeq and is a predicted model, not a curated record. NCBI's taxonomy places the organism in Eukaryota, Metazoa, Arthropoda, Insecta, Diptera, Drosophilidae. The transcript is spliced from 2 exons.
AGAUCACUUUUGAAAAUAACCGCUUUGGCCGAUUACUUUUUGAAGACCAUCGAUAUAUCGAUUACCAGUCAGCUGUUUUCUGAACUCCCAUCUUCAGAAGUUAAAUCUAAAUUGUAAAUACUCUGUAAAUAAAACAGAAUUUUCAAUGGCAGACGAUCCAAACAAACCCUCCACCUCGUCGAAAGCUGACGAAGCUCCCCUGUUUCCUCCCGCCAAACCAGGAAAACGAGUGGACUAUGGGACAAACAACACACUGGAGCUGCUGGAGCGGAUUCCCAGCCAGGUGGUGGAUCUCAAACUGGACGAUGUCCUCACUGCCGUCAAGGAGGUGGACAACCUCUGCGACUAUCCCCGCUGCAAGACCAAAACGAGCCUAAUGGGCCAGGAUUGUCAGCACUGCAAGAAGAGAUUCUGCUUCAAGCACGGACUGCCGGAGGUCCAUGGAUGCGGCGAGGAGAUCAAGCGGGACGAGCGGAAGAAGUUCCUGCAUCCCAAGCCAGCGAAAACAAUAAGGCAGGAGGAGGAUGUCAAGAAUGCCAAGAAGCGACUGGAUGCCAAGCUAAAGGAUAUGCAACAAGGACGCACUCAAAAGGCCUCUGGCGCGGGUUCCAAGAAAAAGAAGGGAAAAUAGUAACAUAUUCGCUCAAUUUAGUGUAUUUUAUCUUUAGAAACCCAAGAUGAUGGUACUUCUUUCAAGGAAUAGAUCAAAAUCAAAGUAGCACAACUCUAUUGAUUGCUGUUACUUAUUUGCAGACUCAGAUAUGAAAUGCAUGUUAUAAUGAAAAUUUAGAUACUUAAAUAAAUAUGUAAUUCAUUAAAUUUUCAUCCCGUGGUAUUUAAAAAUAUAAAACUUGUUCUGCAUACAUUGAGCACAAAGAUUACUAAUGGAUGAUAUAUUCUGAAUCAAUCCAGAGGAAGUAUAAACAUUUAUCACAGUUUAAAAUGAAUAAUUUGUUUCAAAUGCUAUUAUAAAACCAAAUAAUUAUAUAUAUAC